Marasmius oreades (fairy-ring Marasmius) is the source of this 1370-nucleotide messenger RNA. RefSeq lists its product as uncharacterized. Gene Ontology annotation, molecular function: zinc ion binding; ubiquitin protein ligase activity. The record is from RefSeq and is a predicted model, not a curated record. Gene Ontology annotation, cellular component: cytoplasm. Bases 98 to 1357 code for a protein of 419 amino acids. The transcript is spliced from 7 exons. NCBI's taxonomy places the organism in Eukaryota, Fungi, Basidiomycota, Agaricomycetes, Agaricales, Marasmiaceae.
GUUGAAGCUCUACCAUGUUCUUCUCUACAUCUUGACCACUGGAACGCAAAUUACAAACCUCGUAGCUCUGAAUAUAGUACCAGCGACUCAUUAAAUCAUGUCUGAAUCACUCGCAGAUUAUCUAGUGUCUCAACAACACCUCCUACAAGAAGCUUCUGAAGCCCUCCCUCACCAGUUUUCCAAGUGUACUUAUUCACUUGGUCAUAUCAGGCAAGCGGUUUAUCUCUGCGAAACCUGUCCAGAGUCCCGAGGUAUUUGCUCUGCUUGUUCAAUUGCCUGUCAUACGGAUCAUGAACAAACUGAAUUAUUUCCCAAACGGAACUUUCGUUGCGAUUGCCCGACCGAGGGGACCACUCACCCAUGUUCUUUACACAACAACUUGGAACCUGUGAACACGGAGAAUCUCUACGGACAGAACUUUCAGGCGCUCUUCUGUCGGUGUCAAAGGCCAUACGAUGCCCAAACCGAACGAGAAACUAUGAUACAGUGCCUUGCGUGCGAAGAUUGGUUUCAUGAAUCCUGCUGUAAUCUCAGGGAUCGACCCGCUCCUCGCGAGCAAACCCCAGAAGAAAAUGACCAAUAUCAGGUCAAUGAGAACGAGAACGAAACCCGCUCGGAAGCAUCGUCCUCAGGGCUACCGCCACCUCUCCUUGAGGCCUCCGACUAUGAUGCAUUUAUAUGUGGCUCAUGUGUCUCGAAAAACUCUGUCUUGCAGCGUUAUGCAGGGUCUGCGGGUUGCCUAAUCGUUACACGAGACAGUUCAUCAAGUCCUUGGAAAUUGUAUCCGGAGAAGGAUGCGGUCGACAACCUUUCUCGGUCGGAAAAUACCAAUUGUUCUCAGAAAAGGCGGAGUUCUCCAACUGGUUUCAGUGAGCGUAAUGCAAAACGACAGCGUGUAUCCCCGUCCUCGUCCUCGUCCUCGUCGGAACCAUGUCUUGCCCCCUCCUCUUCUCACCAGAGCGAUAAGAUCUACACGGGAAUAAGGGAUAGUGAGCACUUGGCUACCUUGGGCACUGGGGACAUCUUCUUAACCGAGGGUUUUCGAGAUCGUUGGUGUCAGUGUUCUACGUGUCUUCCAUUGCUCAAAGCCAACCGAUACCUACUGGAAGAGGAGGAUACGUAUGAACCCCCCUCAGACCCUGACUCGGGCUUGUCGUUGGAGGAGUUGGGAAUGAGAGCGCUCUCUCGCCUUCCCAGAGACCGUGCAAUCGACGGUAUUCAUGCAUUCAACGCAAUGCGGGAGGAUCUCGUCCAGUUUUUACGUCCGUUUGCGCAAGAUGGAAAAGUUGUCAGCGACUCUGACGUCAAGACUUUCUUCGAAACGCUCAUGGAAAGGCACAGAGGUCAGAAUACAUAGUUGGUUGAAGGUU